AUGAAGGCCGAUUCGGAUUUCCGCAAGAAGGAGUACGAAGCGCAGCAUUUUGGAUUUCUACCGAAGGUGUAUAACGAAAUCAUUGAAUGUUGGGCGAAAAUUGUUGAAAAGGAAUUGAUGCCGGCAUUGCCGCUGGAUGAUGUUGAUGAGGAAAUGAAGGAGCAGCUAAAGACGAGUUUCAUUCAAAUGAUUGGUGAAAAUAACGUAUUGAAUUCGGUGAUCAACAAAACUGAGGAAUAUUUUCACAAUUAUUUUUUCCAUAUACCAAACCAUGUGACACUUCCGCAUGAUCUGCCAAAUUUGCUUCUGCCAAAGAAUUGGACUGCGAAAUCGGCUCUGCAUCGUAUCGAGGCACUACGUAAGGAGAUUAUUGAUGUUGGAUGUAUGCGUAUUCGAUUGUUUUGGUUUCAGCUUCGGUACAGAAUUGCAAUUCUCGAAAAAGAAACCGAAGAUAACGAGUACGCAGAGAAACUGCUCAAUGCCUUGCAGUCGCUCAACAACAGUUCCACUCCAGGCAGUACAAUUGCACCUCAUCGAACUCCUCAACACGAGGAGCCCCCUUUAGCCCAUGAUCAGCCCUAG
Messenger RNA from Gongylonema pulchrum, 582 nucleotides. Lineage: Eukaryota; Metazoa; Nematoda; Chromadorea; Rhabditida; Gongylonematidae. The record is from the annotation of a GenBank genome assembly.